UUCCGGAAUGGGAAACCGAGGCUGGGCCAUUCUCUUUAGUGUUUGCCCUGUUUGCCUUUUUCUCACCAUAACACUAACAUUUUAAUAAAAAAAUAGAAGAAAAAUCCAUAAAAGUGGAACAGAUCAAAUAUAAAUCUCACAUACCGUAGCUCAUGGAGUAAAGAAAUCCUUAACUGCUGGACUGAAACAUAAAAAGAGGAAGAGCUUUGCUGGAUUACUCCAAACUUGCGCUGAACCCCUGUGCUGCGUGCUGUGAAAGUCUUGGAACCGGACGUCAGUAUGGCCCAAGUUCAGGUCCAGAGCCCUGCUGGGAGCCCCCUGUCCAACACUACACAGCACCUGAAGCCCAGUGCUCCCCAGCCUAACCUCAGCAUCCCCAAUGCCUCCGGCCCGCUGCCUUCCGAAAACGCCAGCCACCCGCUCAAGAACUCUGCUCUUCCUUCUGCUUCGGCCACUCCCAUCAGUGCACCUGCAGUUUCUAACAUGGCAAACCCCAAAGAGAAGACCCCAAUGUGUCUUGUGAAUGAGUUAGCCCGUUUCAACAAAAUUCAGCCCGAAUACAAGCUUUUGAGUGAGCAAGGACCAGCUCAUUCUAAGCUGUUUUCAGUGCGACUGACUCUGGGGGAGCAGCACUGGGAAGCUGAGGGGACAAGCAUCAAGAAGGCCCAGCACGCAGCGGCAGCCAGUGCCCUCUCUCAGACUACGCUGCCUAAGCCCACCAUACGUCCACCUCGCAGCACAGGCAAGAACCCAGACAGUAUAACCCACACUGUGGAGCUAAAUGCACUUUGUAUGAAACUGGGAAAGAAACCAAUUUAUAAACCUAUUGAUCCCUAUCCUGGAAUGAGGCCCAACUUCAACUACAAUGUCAGACCUCCUGGCCCCUAUCCAAGGUACUAUUAUCCAUUCCCUCCCGUGGGGCCGGUGAUGUAUCACAUGGAGCUGUCUAUUGGGGGCCAGCAGUUCCAUGGCAAAGGCAGGACCAGGCAAGCUGCUAAACACGACGCUGCUGCCAAAGCACUCAAGGUCCUGCAGAAAGAGCCCCUUCUGGAGAAGAGGCUGGAGGUAAAUGGAGAACAAUCUGAAGAAAAUCUUAACAAAUCCGAAAUCAGCCAAGUAUUUGAAAUUGCACUGAAGAGGAACAUGCCUGUGAACUUUGAGGUGGUUAAGGAGACGGGGCCCCCACACAUGAAGAGCUUCGUCAUCAAAGUUACCGUGGGUGAAUUCUCGGGGGAGGGAGAUGGCAAGAGCAAAAAGAUAGCCAAGAAGAACGCUGCCACUGCUGUGCUGGAGGAGCUGAAGAAACUGCCCCCGCUGCCGACAGUGGAGAAAGUGCAGCCGCGCAUCAAAAAGAAAACAAAGUCUAUAGUCAAACUUCAAACGAGCCCAGAGUAUGGCCAGGGAAUGAACCCGAUCAGCAGACUAGCUCAGAUCCAGCAGGCCAAGAAAGAGAAGGAGCCGGAGUACAGCCUGGUGACAGAGAGGGGCCUCCCACGUCGCAGGGAGUUCGUCAUGCAGGUCAAAGUUGGCAACCAGUGUUCAGAAGGCAUGGGUCCCAGUAAGAAGGUAGCUAAACGCAAUGCAGCGGAGAAGAUGCUGGAGCUAAUGGGAUUUAAAGUGCCUCAGCCACAGCCCCCCAAGCCUGCUCUGAAAUCUGAUGAAAAGGUGCAGGCGAAGAAGGCUGGAGAAGGAAGAAAAGUGACCUUCUUUGAACCCAGUGUAGUGGAAGAUGCAGGAAUAGGGAGCAGGGAGGACGAGUUCCGGAUGCCCUUCCUGAGCCACCAGCAGCUGCCAGCCGGGAUCCUGCCCAUGGUACCAGAGGUGGCCCAGGCUGUGGGUGCCAGCCAAGGACAUCACGCCAAAGACUACAACCGUUCCCCUAUCAACCCUGCCAAGGCCACCGUCACAGCUAUGAUUGCCAGGGAGCUGCUGUAUGGUGGCACCUCCCCGACAGCCGAGACCAUUCUAAAAGGCAGCAGCAGCCUGGGACACCUUCCUCAUGGCCCCCUCACCCGGCCCUCCGAGCAGCUGGACUACUUGUCCACCGUGCAGGGACUCCAGGUGGAAUAUAAAGACUUUCCCAAAAACAAUAAGAACGAGUUUGUCUCUCUGAUAAACUGCUCCUCUCAGCCCCCCCUUAUCAGCCAUGGAAUAGGAAAAGAUGUGGAAUCUUGUCAUGACAUGGCUGCCCUGAAUAUAUUGAAGUUACUGUCAGAGCUGGACCAACAAUCUAAUGACAGAACUGGAAAUGGACCAAUUUCAGUAUGUGGAAAACAAGAAAUGGAAGGUGAUGCUCUUCUGAAACAGGCUAACUCAAACACCAUGGGACAAACUCUGGAUGGCACAGCAUAGAUGGCCUUUAAAUAAAGGGGAAAAAAGCACCAGAGAAAAUCAGAUGCUUUGUAGCGUAACUCAACUGUUUUAGAGGGCUACAGUUAUAGUUUAGCCACUGUAGUGUCUAAAUCAUCAAGUUGCUAAUACUUUUGAAAUGUUCACAGUUAAACAAGACUGAUUAAAAGGUUCAUUUUCCUUAAUGUUUAAUUGUAUACAUUUUGUUUUGUAGGAAUGUAGUUUUUUUUUAAAAAAAGUGCUGGAUCAUAUCCAAGUAUGUGGUUUUUCUGUUUUGGUGGAAGAGAGAACCAUUUUGAAUGUUUAGUUUUCUUUUUUUUUUGUUUUUCCCCUCUAAAUCAAUUUUAACCCCAUUGUUAACUUAAAAGGGGGCGUUCUGUUUGUGAAUAUUGAGAACAGUUGGAGAACUUCAUGGAUGGAUAUGAUAAAGCUAACAAAAUGCAGUUGAUUUUCCUUGAGUGCUUUGAAAAAAGUGUUUAUCUACAUUUCCAUGUAGGGCUGAAAAGGUUUUUGUGAUUUAAUGUAAUGUUUGUGUUGUCAUGUGUUUGUUGCCUGCAGCAAUGUGGGCAAUAAAAAGUUUCUAUUGCAUAUGGUCCAAGCACGAUACCCCCCUGCAGAGUUCUUGUAAUGCUUCAAACUUGUCAUUGUUAACCAUGAACUUUUUUCUCCCCAUGGAAUGUAAGUAAAACGUGUGCUUUUACGCACAAAAAAAAGUGUUUGGUUUUGCUUUCUUGCAAUACCUUUCAAUCCUCCUGCUUGGGUUCAAAACCAUCAAAGAGCAGCUUUGUUAAGUUUUGUACUUUCCUUGGGUAUAGAAAUAGGGCUUACCUUGGGAAAUUGGGUACAGCUACAUUUUUGGUAUACUUUUCCUGGACUGCAGGGCAUUGAAAAAUACUCACAUCAUUGCCAUAAUGGUUUGAUUUCUGACAAUUCUGGGAAUUCCUUGGCUUGAAUGGGAAUCCAGACCCCAUAAUGUUUUUUUUCAUGUUUGCAAGUGAUAGAAUGUGAAUACAGAAGAAUGUGGACUUGGUAUUCCUGAUACUAUUAAAGAUUAUAGCAGACUAAUA
Messenger RNA from Lepisosteus oculatus (spotted gar), 3416 nucleotides. It is a transcript of the gene stau1, whose product is annotated as staufen double-stranded RNA binding protein 1. Gene Ontology annotation, cellular component: neuronal cell body; cytoplasmic stress granule; plasma membrane. Gene Ontology annotation, molecular function: double-stranded RNA binding; mRNA binding. Lineage: Eukaryota; Metazoa; Chordata; Actinopteri; Semionotiformes; Lepisosteidae. The record is from RefSeq and is a predicted model, not a curated record. Gene Ontology annotation, biological process: protein localization to synapse; germ cell development; anterograde dendritic transport of messenger ribonucleoprotein complex.